Molecule: messenger RNA, 3802 nt
Organism: Lytechinus pictus (painted urchin)
Lineage: Eukaryota; Metazoa; Echinodermata; Echinoidea; Temnopleuroida; Toxopneustidae
Product: TWiK family of potassium channels protein 7-like
Exons: 3
Coding region: 457-1593 (378 amino acids)
Biological process (GO): potassium ion transmembrane transport; stabilization of membrane potential
Cellular component (GO): plasma membrane
Molecular function (GO): outward rectifier potassium channel activity; potassium ion leak channel activity
Source: RefSeq, a predicted model, not a curated record
AUAUUUCCCCUUCCCACUCUCUCAUUAUCCUUUUUAAAUAAAUCGCCGUAAACUUAAGUAAAUUUGCCAGAAAUUCACAAUGAUGUACGUGCUGUGAGGGCCCAAUUUGGUAUUUUUAUUCAACCUGUUCAAGCGGAUCGGGGUCGCCGAAAUGAAAAGAUUCUAAGGUCAGGAGAAUUAAGAGAAUUUGUGAGUGCCUUGUUUCGUAUUCAAAGCAAGACUUUCUCUCUUGAAUGCGUACCCCUCCCAUGACAAUAGAAGAGGGGAAGACUUGCCCCCCGUGUAGGGAAUCUGUUAUUGUUUGGACGCCAUUGCAUUGCAUGGGGUGUUUUCACCCAUGCAGUUACAUCAACCGUUGUAGUACAUCGUGCCAGGUGCCAGCGAUAGCUGAUUUCGCAACAACUUUCCACUUGAAGUUCUAGAGACGGCUUAUUUUAUAGUCAAAAUCUCCACAACAUGCCUGUCAACGGAAAAACCUGUUGCAGGGCCCUGCAGCGGGUCGUACCUCGGCUUAUCCUCAUCACCGCCUACAUCUUCUACCUCCUCUUCGGCGGCCUGGUCUUCUCCAUGAUCGAAGGUCCAAGGUACGACCAACUCGUAGCCGAGGAGGAGUACGACUUCGAGAUGGCCAAAGACCUGCUCAUCCAGGCUUACGGGAACGACACGAGCAGUAUCGACGGAGAUGCUGUCUUCGAGAGACUUAAGAGAUUGGUCUAUGCCGCGGAACACGGCGAUGGUGUGAUGAUAGGUCAGCAUAACAAGACAGUCGUGAUCGGAGAGGAGUGGAGCUUUGGGAACUCCAUGCUGUUUUGCAUGACCAGUAUCUCGACAAUUGGAUAUGGUCAUCUUGUCCCUCAUACAUUCAUUGGAGGCUUCAUCUGCGUCAUGUACACAAGCGUCGGGAUACCUCUGACAAUGCUUCUGCUCGCCGACCUCGGUCGCCUGUAUGCAGUAAUCAUCAUGAAAAUGUACUACAAGUGUCUGGCAAUGUGUUGCAGAUGCGGGAAGGACAAAGGACAGAAGAGCAGUCAGCGCGAUUCCCAAGACCCAGGAGCUGGUGGCAGCGGUGGGAUGGAUCCCGAUGGAGAAAAGGAGAACAACCGGGAGCUAGAUCUUACAGAGAUCGAAGUUACCCCUGAGGAAGAGGGCGCCCUGCAUAGUCCGAAUGGAGCUGAGAACCACCACGUAGACGAACCCCAGAUCCAGGUGAUCGGUCACAACCAUCAACAGGACAUCGAUGCUGACGACGCAUUGCUGGACGACGUCCCGAUUUUCCUGCCGCCAAUCGUGUUCUGGAGCUACAUCAUCCUCAGCGCUCCUAUGUUUGCCCUCAUCGAAGGUUGGUCUUUCCCUACGUCCAUUUAUUUCCUCUACAUCUCCAUCACCACCAUCGGUUUCGGGGAUGUUGUACCGGAAUGCUCCAUAGGGCUUGUCUUUGCUUGGAUGGGUCUGGUCACCACGGCGACAUGCGUCGUUCUUGCGUACCGCAAGAUCAUCAAAGUGGCCACAUGGGUGCUAGAAUUCCUGGAUUCACUAGUCAGAAGAGAACGUAUUCGGCAGAGGGAUGCACGCUAUUCUAGCAUGUCGAUUUAGAUACCUUGAUAGCGAGUUUUUGCUGACGACGCACAACGAAUUCAUAACAAAUAACAGCCAAGAAGCCCGUGUCGAAAAUUGGCGAAUCAAAACAGCAGUUUCGUCCUAAUUGCAAAUUAUGUCGCUGUCCAGAGUCCGGGACGAAACUGCUGUUCCGGUUCACCAGUUUUCCAGAAGACAUCCCGACUGCUCUUUGUCAUUAUUUUGACGGGUGUUUUCCUUACAUUUACAGUGUUCUUGAAUGCGUCGUGCGUCCCGGUGCGAAAACACCCUAUUGAAACAGUCACACGAAAACGAAACCGACUCCAAAACGACCGAUAGUAUGCCAUUGGUAAUAACGUCAUAGAAUUGAUCGGUCUGGAAUCGGUAUCGCUCGUGUGACUGUGGCAUACGUGGAGGUGCCGUGGCCGAGUGGUCUAAGGCGCCUGGCUAUACAUGAAAAUGUCCGGGGUUCGAUCCCCGGCCGCGGCAGCUAUGCCCGUGAGCAAGCUAGCAUUUAAUCUACAAUGCUCUUUUAUCCUGCUUUCAAAUACAUGAAAAUGCUAUAUGCAUUUUCGGUAACUAGGUGUGAACUUGUUUAAAAAAAAACAAGAGGCAGAUGUAAUGAUAAGGAUCCCAUUUCAUAAAGACUUUUUAUCACAAUUUCUAAUAAUGAAUUUACUUUCAGCCAAUCAGAUUGAAGGAUUUCAAUGCAUGGUUCUUAUAACUGUUAUUGCAAAAUUGUUAUAAUCUAAAAAGUUCUAUGAAACGGACCCAACGUUAAUUGACAAAAGUUAUAUUUGUCAUGUAGGCCUGUACAAUUAAAAAAAAAUAGUCGUAAUUGCGUAUGGGACAUCGAUAAGUUUUUAAGACACUGUAUUUUACUUAAUUGUAUUUUUUAGCAUUUUUAUCAAAAAAAGUUAUUGUAUAUUUUUUACAUGAUCAUAUACUUGGAAAGAAAAUAUGAUCAGAAAAGGAAGUGAAUAACUAUUUAUAGUGCAUUUAACGUAACUGUACAUACGUGUAUUUUGCUCUUCUGUAUAUAAUAUAAAAUGAACUUCAUUUUAUACUUUAAUGUAUAUAUUCACUAUCACUAUGUCUUUAACCUUGGAAGAUAUGCGGCGGCAUUGGAAAAGGAAACGUAUAAUUUUUGUUGAUGCUUUAAGCCUUCAUGAAUACCUAAUCAGCAAUACGCCUAUGUACAAAAUAUUAAUUGUUACUCCAAUAUAUAUAUAUUUUUGUGUAAGUCCAAUUAUAUUCUAACUGCAAUUAUGUAAUGCAAUAACUUUAACCGGUCUUGUUAUUAUAUGUAUUCAAUCAUAAUUAUGUAUCACUACCGAUUUACCGUUUUUAUAAACCAAUGUAUUUUGUCAAUGAAUGUAAAACGAUAUUUUUAAACUUAGUGCUUAGUAUUAUAGAAACAGAGCUAUUAGCUUCAUAACAGAUAGUCUUAGAAUUAUCUUAACGUACAAUUUUUGCAUGGUUAUUAGUUUCAGAGAAGAAGUUGCUUACUUCUAUUUCCACGUAGAUCAGAUGUAAAGGAUUGGACUGAAGGGUGCCAACAUAGGAUUUCAAAAUAUUUUUAGAAUUCGUUUGUGUUUUCGCUUCCUUCCAUAAAACUGCAGUUAAGAAAUGCUGCUCUUGGGUAAAUGUUGGAUAUUAAAAGAAACCGAGACGAAGUAGAUAGACUCUUAACACAAUUAGGCAAUUGAUAACUUCUGUUUCUAAUUAACUUUUCAAAUUGGUUUUACCAAAGUCGAAAGAUAUAUAUCACUUAUUCGUAAAAAAAAAAGACAAACUCACCGCUCAAAGAAAAAAUACACGAAGUUGAAAUGAAUGAAUCUGUGGGAAGAUUCAGACGAUAAGAAAUAAUUUCUCCUCAGUUUUUAGCAUAACUAUUUUUAUUCAACAUGAUGUGCUUUUGUAAAUUGAAUAUCAUUCACUAUCCUCAAGAUAUCGGAACCUCAUCAAAAUAAUUUCAUAAAGAGGCGAUGACUUAUGAUCAUAACUUGAACGGAUAAUUUUAAGUAGACCAUAGCACCAUCUGAGUUUGAAUAUUUGGGCUUCUAUAUGACAGGGUUUUCAUAUCAAAGCUGAUUUUAUGAAGUUUUUACUAUGUAUUAGUUUUGAUAGUGUUAUAAUGAUGUUGACUUUUUAAGCAAAAUUUCGUCUCGUACUGAUCAUGCUUGGGGAGAUAACCCCGGGAGAAAACACGACAUGGAUUUUACAA